UAUUGAAUUUUUCCUCUAUGUCUCUGGUUUCAAUUUCAGCUCAAUUUUGUCUUUUUUUCGGUUGAAUUUUCUCUUGGGUGGUAUCGAAUUUUGCUCAUGAAUGCUGUUUCUUGAUGAAUCAGAGCCCUCUUAGUUUACUUCACGUCGUUCAAUUCAAAACUUGGUGUGGUCUUUUGCAACACAAAUCAGGAAUAGUUCGUUACUUAGAAACAAUAAUGUCAUACGAGAAGACAAAUCUGGAACAGAGAAUUAGUAAAUUGAGCUGGAAAGUUUCAGUAGUCAAAAUUCUCGUAAAACUUAUUUUGGUAUAAUUGUGUCAUGAGUCAUGACAUUCUUUCUUAGGUUUCGUACAAGUUUCUAAUUUGAGUACUCUGGUGGUGGGAGAGAUGAAUCACGGCCAACAAUCUGGUGAGGCAAAGCAUGAAGAUGAUGCUGCUCUUACAGAGUUCCUUGCUUCUCUGAUGGAUUAUACUCCUACUAUUCCUGAUGAUUUAGUGGAGCACUACUUGGCUAAGAGUGGAUUUCAGUGCCCCGACGUACGAUUGAUAAGGCUAGUUGCUGUGGCUACACAAAAGUUUGUUGCAGAUGUUGCCAGUGACGCCCUUCAGCAUUGCAAGGCUAGACCAGCACCAGUUGUGAAAGACAAAAAACAGCAAAAGGAUAAGCGUUUGGUAUUGACAAUGGAAGAUCUUUCAAAAGCUUUGCGUGAGUAUGGUGUGAACGUGAAGCAUCCAGAAUAUUUUGCUGAUAGCCCUUCGACUGGAAUGGACCCUGCAACAAGGGACGAAUAGAAACCAGGAAUUCCUCAAAAUCUUUGCCUAGUAAGGACGGUCAUGUGUCUCAGAUCCCUGAUUCUCUGUUGUGUUUCAGUUAAAAACAAAACUCACUUGUCUUGCUAGUCCUCAAUUACUACAUUACAUGUAUAUUCGUUUGUUGUUUGUUCUCUGGUGAUUUUUGGGGUUCUACAUCACUUAUCCACCAUUCUUGCAAGUCUCCAAGUCGUGAAAAUAAGAUAAGUAUCCAUCCUUGUGAUUAACUGGAUACUGUAGGAUUGAAAAACCACAAAGUAUAUUUUCCAUCUAGCAAUGAUGAACCUAAGUGCUUCUGAUCUAACUUGAAACAUUGCCACACUCUGUUGUAUACCUUUAGACAAUCCCCCUUUGUAACCGCGGCAUCUCAAUAAUAAAGUUACUUUUUGGAAUUUAGCAAUUGAAAAAA
Molecule: messenger RNA, 1218 nt
Organism: Arabidopsis thaliana (thale cress)
Lineage: Eukaryota; Viridiplantae; Streptophyta; Magnoliopsida; Brassicales; Brassicaceae
Gene: TAFII15
Product: TBP-associated factor II 15
Exons: 7
Coding region: 387-791 (134 amino acids)
Biological process (GO): DNA-templated transcription initiation
Cellular component (GO): nucleus
Source: RefSeq, marked reviewed